Messenger RNA from Prorocentrum cordatum, 648 nucleotides. The record is from the annotation of a GenBank genome assembly. NCBI's taxonomy places the organism in Eukaryota, Dinophyceae, Prorocentrales, Prorocentraceae.
AUGCUCCGCGCAAGAAUCCCAUCGAGUGUGGAACUCUCCCCACGCCAAUACCCUGCGGCCGCCCGAGCAUGCAGACUAGGCGGGCAAUGGCAACGGGCGCUGUCUCUGAUCAGCGAGAUGUGGGAGUCGCUGACUGAGCCCGAUGUCGUCAGCUACAGUCGUGGGAUCAGCGCGCGCGGGAAGGGCAAGCAGUGGGAGUUGGCGCUGGCCUUGCUUGAAGGGUUGCGGGACGUUAAAGCGGAGCCAGAUACGAUCAACUACAACGCCGCGAUCAGCGCUUGCGAGAACAGUGCGCAGUGGCAGAUCGCACUGUUACUGCUCGUCAUCUCGGCGGAGGUACAACUGCAGCCUGACUGCACAAGCUACAGCUCUGGCAUGAGCGCAUGCGAAAAGAGCGGGCAAUGGCAGCAGUCGUUACUGCUGCUCAGAGAGUCGGUCAAAAUCCAGGUGGGGCUCAAUCUCAUCGGCUACGACGCUGGAGUCAGCGCUUGCGAGAAAGACAUGCAGUGGACGCGAGCGUUGGGCUUGCUCAGAGAGCUGCGGAAGGUCAGGUUGGAACCAGUCGCCAUCACGUACAAUGCUGGAAUCAGCGCGUGCGCGAAGGGCGGGCAGUGGCAGAUGGCCUUGUUGUUGUUCCGUGAGAUGUAG